AUGACAUCUUCUACUGGAAUAGAACGCUCACCACCGUCUAUCACUCCGCCAGUCCAUCGAGACUUCGAGACUUCAAUAAUAUCGAAGAAACCCGCAAAAAGUCGACUUGACGUUCGGAAAGAAGAAACGAGCCCAACGCCAAGAUAUAUCUUACAUCAGCAAUCUGACGAAGCGCCAACUUGGACACUUUCGCGACUUUUGCUUGACGGACGAGCUGGAGCAGCUGAAGAAGAACCGAACAGACAGACGGACAGGAGACCCGGAGACGGCGAUCGAAACAUGGAACAGGCCCAGGCACAAGCUCAGCCGAUGCCAGGCGACCUUAACUGGCGCCUGAGUGCUCACCCGCUCACUUUGCUCUUCUUUCUCGGAUUCAGAAUAGGUAGCUUGCUCAUGUACUUAUUCGGAGUCCUCUUCAUCAAAAACUUCAUCCUCGUCUUUAUCAUCACCCUCCUCCUGCUCUCUGCCGAUUUCUAUUACCUGAAGAACAUUGCUGGCCGUCGACUAGUGGGGCUACGGUGGUGGAAUGAAGUCAACGUGCAGACCGGUGAAUCGCACUGGGUGUUUGAGAGCUCAGACCCCAAUACCCGUGUCAUCAGCGCUACGGACAAGCGGUUCUUCUGGCUGGGGCUCUACAGCACUCCGGCAUUGUGGAUUGGACUGGCUGUUCUAGCCAUUAUCCGGCUGCGGAGUGUGAUCUGGCUCAGUCUUGUCGCAAUUGCUCUUAUUCUCACCAUUACCAACACUCUGGCAUUCUCAAGAUGUGACAGGUUCAGCCAGGCUUCUUCGUUUGCCUCGAAUGCCCUUUCUGGCGGGAUUGCCGGGAACUUUGCAACAGGGAUGUUUGGAAGAAUUUUUAGAUAA
This is a messenger RNA of Trichophyton benhamiae CBS 112371, 864 nucleotides long. RefSeq lists its product as uncharacterized. Gene Ontology annotation, cellular component: Golgi membrane. Bases 1 to 864 code for a protein of 287 amino acids. Lineage: Eukaryota; Fungi; Ascomycota; Eurotiomycetes; Onygenales; Arthrodermataceae. The transcript is spliced from 2 exons. Gene Ontology annotation, biological process: protein secretion; vesicle-mediated transport. The record is from RefSeq and is a predicted model, not a curated record.